GCCGCAGCGAGGCGGAAGAAGCCGAGGGCCGGCUACCUGUGACCGGGUGGAGCGCGGGAAGUCUGGCGGCCAUGGCGGCCUCGGGGCCCGGGAGUCGCAGUUGGUGCUUGUGUCCCGAGGUGCCAUCCGCCACCUUCUUCACGGCGCUGCUCUCCCUGCUGGUGUCCGGGCCCCGCUUGUUCCUGCUGCAGCCGCCCCUGGCGCCCUCGGGCCUCUCUCUGCGGUCCGAGGCCCUGCGCAACUGGCAAGUUUACAGGUUGGUGACCUACAUCUUUGUCUAUGAGAACCCAGUCUCCCUGCUCUGCGGUGCUGUCAUCAUCUGGCGCUUUGCUGGCAAUUUUGAGAGAACUGUGGGCACCGUCCGCCACUGCUUCUUCACCUUGAUCUUCGCCAUCUUCUCCGCAAUCAUCUUCCUGUCAUUUGAAGCUGUGUCGUCACUAUCAAAGCUGGGGGAAGUGGAGGAUGCCAGAGGUUUCACCCCAGUGGCCUUUGCCAUGCUGGGAGUCACCUCUGUCCGCUCUCGGAUGAGGCGGGCCCUGGUGUUUGGUGUGGUGGUGCCCUCGGUGCUAGUGCCCUGGCUCCUGCUGGCUGCCUCUUGGCUCAUCCCCCAGACCUCCUUCCUGAGCAACGUCUGUGGCCUUCUGGUCGGGCUGGCGUAUGGUGUCACCUACUGCCACUCCAUCGACCUCUCGGAGCGAGUGGCGCUGAAGCUCGACCAGAAGUUCCCCUUCAGCCUCAUGAGGAGGGUCUCCGUGUUCAAGUACGUCUCCGGGUCUUCAGCCGAGAGAAGGGCUGCCCAGAGCCGGAGGGCCUGCUGCAGACGCCCAGAACAGAACGUGUCCCAGGCAGCCCAACAGUGGGUCAUAGGCGGCGGCGUGACGGCGUGCGUUUGGUGGCUGAACCCUGUGCCUGGCUCCUACCCCACACAGAGCUGCCAUCCUCAUCUGUCUCCAAACCACCCUGUCACCCAGAUGCAGCAUGCCAGCGGCCAGAAACUGGCCUCCUGGCCAACCGUCCCUGGGCACAUGCCCAGCCUGCCCCCAUACCAGCCCACCUCCGGCCUGUGUUAUGUGCAGAACCACUUUGGCCCGAACCCUAACUCCUCCAGCGUCUACCCGGCUUCUGUGGGGACCUCCAUGGGGGUCCAGCCCCCUGCCCCCGUCAGCUGCCCUGGCACAGUGUAUUCUGGGACCCUGGGCACCCCAGGGGCUGCAGGCUCCAAGGAGUCCUCCAGGGUUACCAUGCCCUGAGAGAACAUUAAGGGAAGUCACCUCACGUCUCGGCCUUCCGAGGAAGGUCCUGUCAGCUGAUUUUCUUGACAAAAACUUAUUUAUUGAAUACCUCCUGUGCCAGGCCGUGUCGAGUACCUUGAUACAUGUCCGUUUCCGCCCCCUUUGUGCUCCCAUCGGCUCUGUGAAGUAGUUUACACAGACAGAACUGAGACACUCUGUGACAUCAUGGGAUCUUGUGGCCCUGGUGGCCCAGCUGGAGUUCCUCACUCAUGGCUCAGGGCUCCUCCCAGAGGACGUGGGAGGGAAGGGCAGCUGUCGGGCUGCUGAUGGCUCUCCAGUGCCACCUUCCUUCCUGUGUCUACUCUGCACACGCUCUGUCCCCUGCAGUGUCCCUGUGUCUGUGCUGGGCAGCCCCCAGGCCUCUGUAGUAAAUCUCCCCCAGUCAUCUGCACCCAGCUGCGGUGACCUGUGUCGUGUCCUUGACCUUUGUAUAAAGAACCAGCCUCCAACCUGCC
Molecule: messenger RNA, 1747 nt
Organism: Marmota flaviventris (yellow-bellied marmot)
Lineage: Eukaryota; Metazoa; Chordata; Mammalia; Rodentia; Sciuridae
Gene: Rhbdd2
Product: rhomboid domain containing 2
Cellular component (GO): membrane
Molecular function (GO): serine-type endopeptidase activity
Source: RefSeq, a predicted model, not a curated record